CAGUCUUUCGACGCGGGGUUCUCGAGAGACGCCCGCAACACCAUGAUCCUCAUCACAGCCGAAAAUCCCAAAGGACGGUGGCGACGGCAUCGGAAAAGGGCCUAGACAAUAACAACCCUGCCCGAGCUGGUGACAUGACAGUGACUUUGCUGGGCUGCAGCCAUGAUGCGACGCAAAGUGGAUACGGAAACGGCCGGCAUGUAAUUGUCGGGUAUCGAUCGGCUGCCAAGACAUUCCACCCUUUUCGCUCGGCGGGGCCAGGGGUCCACGAUGCUUCGUUUCGAAGAAGUCUUCACCCCCGGCAUAUAUAUAUAUCCGUCCAAGGAUGCCGCAGUACAUAAAGAGGGCAGCUACUCCUCUCCUUGCGCCCCUAAUGCAGAAGUAACGAGAAAAGCUUGUCACGACCACCCACCACCGAUGCUCCGAACCCACUGCAAGCGCUCGACAUCAACAUCAACAUCAACAUGGCUCUCCUCACCACUCCGAGAACCGCGCCCGGGAUUUCGCUGCGCAGCCAUAACCACCACCACCACCACCACCAGCCCGAGGUGAUCUCGACCCUCUACCCCCUUAUCAACACCGCGCUGCAGUUCCAGCAGCUCGUCAGCUCGGCCGCCUUCCACCUCGUCGUGCGCACCUUCUUCGCCGCAAGCCUCAUCGCAACGACCACUCUGCUGGCAAGUAAGGCCAUUGCCUGGAGGAGCUUGGUCAUCGCAAGAAUCCUCGCCGCACAAGCGACGUCGCUGGCAGGCUAUCUCACCCGGACACUGUGGGACUGCAAACGAUCGAGGCGUUUCCGCAAGGGGCUCGAGUAUGAGUUCUACGUCCUGCUUUUCGGACCGGGGGGCAGGGCUUUGUUCCUGAUGCUGUUCUGGCCUGGCUGGCCCAUGCUAGCUGCUCUGGCGUGGGCAAUUUGGCAGUUCACUGGUUGA
Molecule: messenger RNA, 932 nt
Organism: Canariomyces notabilis
Lineage: Eukaryota; Fungi; Ascomycota; Sordariomycetes; Sordariales; Chaetomiaceae
Exons: 1
Coding region: 465-932 (155 amino acids)
Source: RefSeq, a predicted model, not a curated record